AUGAUGACCACUAUGCUCAAACGACACAACUCAAGAACUGCAUGUGAUCGGUGCUACAAGCUGAAAGAACGAUGUGAUCGCUCAGCUGGCGGCGUUUCCUGCACGAGAUGUGAUCGGUUGACGUUCGUCUGCUCGAUAAAUCGACCAAUUCGGGCAGCUGGCCGCAGACCAAAGAACUGGGGCAGGGUGCUCCCUGGAGACACCUCAUCCGACUCAAUCACAUCCAGCAUGGUGACGCAGCAGAACUUGCCUAUUGAUGAGUGGGUUACAGAUGGACUCAAGAUCGACUUGCAAGAGAAAGAGCUGCUGAGGGCUCUCCUGAGCCAGCCCAAGAACUUCGGCCAUCAUCUGGUUAGUUCCAGCUUCGAAGAAGCGGAGCAUCGGUUGCUAGCAGCUCUUCUACCCAGAGCCAUGCCAUUCCUCAAAGACGCCUAUCUUGCCUAUGCAGGGACUCUCCAAUUGACUCAGCAAGAUACGGCAUCAGAUGUGAUAAGAAUGAACGAUAGCUAUCGCUAUGCGUCAUCAGCCAUCGGGAUGCUGCGGUUAUUGCACGCUACCAAUGCACAGGAAUCGACAGUAUGUCUCACACUCGGAACUGUCUUAGUUCUAUCAGUGUAUUCUUUAUCGGGGCUCGGCGUAGCCGAGAUCUGUCAACACUGUCUGAGCACUACCGCAGCAUUUACGGAUGCAGCGAUAUUGUGGGAUGAAGAUACGGUGUCGCAGUAUAGCUUUCUUGUGCUGCUGGACACUGCCGAUUGCUUGGUUCACUGCAGAAAGCCAACACAGAGGUUUCCGUCUGAGGAAACAAAAGUCGUGAGCCGUCAUCUUGGAGUCUGUUUGUCACUGUUACCAUACUAUUACGACCUCUGUCUUAUCGGUCAUUGCAUGGCAAACAGCUUCGACACGGUGUGCCUGGUACAGCUUCACAAGAAGCUCGAUGAAAUACGAACUGCAGUGGAGGGCUGGAGGCCGCCUCCCCUAUGCAAUGUGUCCCAACGAUAUGAAACAGUGGACCUGGUCAACUUGCUGGCUCAAGCAAAGGUAUACCGGCUGGCAGCACUACUGGUGGGCCAUCGGCUACGAUACCCUUUCGGCCGCGAAGAUGGCCAGGCGCGCAUCUGGUCCAACGAGAUCAUGUUGGAGCUUGAGCUUGCCAACUGGGCAACGAAGCAGCCUUGUCGCUGUGUGACAUUGCCAUAUCUUGUUGCAGCAGUCGAGAUUCAAGAUGUUGGCUCGCGAGUCCAGGCAUUGGAGAACGUUGAUAAAUACGUGGAUCACUUCAUGCCGACGGUUCAACGAGCAGCAAAACAGUUUCUUUCGCGAAUCUGGCUAGAGCGAGACAACAACGCAACGCGUUAUUGGUUUCAAUCUUUGUCCAAGCCUUGUCCGGUUCUGCAGUCUCUGGAACUGUAA
Trichoderma citrinoviride is the source of this 1413-nucleotide messenger RNA. RefSeq lists its product as hypothetical. Gene Ontology annotation, biological process: regulation of DNA-templated transcription. The transcript has 2 exons. The record is from RefSeq and is a predicted model, not a curated record. The coding region runs from base 1 to 1413 and encodes 470 amino acids. Lineage: Eukaryota; Fungi; Ascomycota; Sordariomycetes; Hypocreales; Hypocreaceae. Gene Ontology annotation, molecular function: zinc ion binding; DNA-binding transcription factor activity, RNA polymerase II-specific.